Molecule: messenger RNA, 2370 nt
Organism: Podarcis muralis (Common wall lizard)
Lineage: Eukaryota; Metazoa; Chordata; Lepidosauria; Squamata; Lacertidae
Source: RefSeq, a predicted model, not a curated record
AUGACUUGGUCAGCAGAGGAUAUCUCACCAGUCCUCUCCAUCUUGUUUGCAACCCAGGAGAUCACCCGGCAUCUUAAGCAUUUAGCCAAUGUCACCCUGGGCUAUAGCAUCUAUGAGGCCGCUUUUGAUGUCAGGACAACUGCCGAUGCCAUGCUAGACAGUAUUCCAAACUACAGCUGUGGAAGACAGAAUAACCUGUUGGCUGUUUUUGAAGCAACUUCUUCUGAAAUCCCCAGCCAGAUUUCAAGCAUGUUAGGCAUCUACAAAAUGCCCCAGAUCAGUUUUGGCUCUGCUGCUCAGGAUCUGGAUGACAAAACCCAGUUCCCUUUUGUCUACCGGAUGGUCCCCAAAGAAGAAACCCAGCACUUGGGGAUUAUCAAGUUGUUGCUACAUUUUGGGUGGACGUGGAUCGGUCUCUUUGUUCCAGACAAUGAAAAUGGAGAAAGGUUCCUGAGUGUUUUCACCCUUCUGCUGAUCCGCAGUGGGAUUUGUGUUGCUUUCUUGGAAAAAAUUCAUAUUUCGACCCUGGGACAAAUGUCGUCCUUACAUUGUAAACCAUCUGAUUUGAGACAAGUCAAGGUGUUUGUUUAUUAUGGGGACUCUGAGCACAGAAUUUAUCCAAUUGUGAUGUUACAAAGAAUUCAGGAAGUGAGGAAAUCUCAGGGGAUAGUCUGGAUCACAACAGAUCUUCUGGACAUUGAUGAGAUGUUGUUUGGUGGCACAGAUUACUUCCAGCCUGCCCAAGGUUCUUUGUCCUUUGUAAUGAAUACCAAAAAACGGACAGAACAUGGCUACUAUACUCCACUUUCAUUUGAAGCUAAAGCUGCAGCUGCACAGUUUUGGUCAAGAGCAUUCAGUUGUACAUGUUCAAACAGUGUGCUAUCCGUGGAGGGUUGGACAAGAUGCACAGAAAAGGAACCGCUGGAAGCAUUGUCCCAGAAAGAGAUGGGGGAAAUCUGGUCUCAAGACCGCUACAGCACUUACUACGGCGUCCAGUUUGUGGCCCAGGCCUUAAAUGUCGCAUAUUCAUCCAGAUCCAAAUGGAUGUUAAUGGCGAGUGGAGGAGACAGAUUGGAACUUCAAAGACUGCAGCCAUGGCAGCUUCACACUUUCUUGAAAGAAAUUUGGCUUUCCAAUUCAUCCAUAGGAGGGAUGUAUUCUGAUCAGAAUGGGGAGCUGACUGCCAACUUUGAUAUCGUGAACUGGGUCGUAUUUCCCAAUAGAUCUCAGAGCAGAAAGAAAGUCGGGAGCAUCGAGGGACAGGCAUCCUCCGGCAUAAAAUUCUCCAUUAAACCAGAAGCCAUUGUGUGGCCUGGGAAAUUCAGCAAGGUUGUGCCUCAUUCAAGAUGCACUGAAAGCUGUCGCCCUGGAUAUGCCAGAGUGGCUAAAGAAGGGGAGGCCGUUUGCUGCUACGAUUGUGCUCCUUGUGCAGAAGGGACCAUCUCCGUUCACGAAGAUGCAAAGCAUUGCACCAGAUGCCCAGAAGAUCAGCAUGCAAAUCAAGCACGAGACAAAUGUGUCCCCAAGACUAUAACAUUUCUCACUUAUGAAGAACCCUUGGGGAUCCUCCUGGUGUCCUUUGCCCUCUUCUUGUCCUUGACCACUGGCAUUGUGAAAGGAAUCUUCAUUAAAUACAUGGAAACUCCCAUAGUCAAAGCUAACAAUCGGGAUUUAUCCUAUAUACUCCUCAGCUCCCUCCUGCUUUCCUUUUUUUCCUCCUUCCUGUUCAUCGGCCGGCCAAGGAAAGUGACCUGCCUUCUCAGACAAACAGCCUUCAGCAUCAUCUUCUCAGUUGCUGUCUCUUCUGUUUUGGCAAAAACCAUCACUGUGGUGCUGGCCUUCCUGGCCACAAAGCCAGGGAACAAGGUGAGGAGAUGGCUGGGGAAGAGUCUGGCCAACUCCAUUGUCCUUUCCUGUUCCAGUAUUCAGGUUGUCAUCUGCAGCAUCUGGCUGGGAAUCUCCCCACCCUUCCCAGACUCCGACAUGCACUCCCAAGCUAGAGAGAUCAUCCUUCUAUGCAAUGAGGGAUCUGUUGCCAUGUUCUACACUGUCCUUGGCUACAUGGGCUUCCUGGCUGCCAUCUGCUUCACUGUGGCUUUCCUAGCCAGAAAGCUUCCCGGGUCCUUCAAUGAAGCCAAGCUGAUCACCUUCAGCAUGCUGGUCUUCUGCAGUGUUUGGGUGUCCUUUGUGCCCACCUACCUGAGCACCAAGGGGAAAUACACGGUAGCUGUGCAGAUCUUCUCUAUAUUGGCCUCCAGUGCUGGGCUUCUGGGCUGCAUCUUCCUUCCCAAGUGCUACAUUAUCAUCCUCAGGCCUGAUCUGAACACAAAGGCACAUCUAACUACAAAAAGUGAAGGUGGUAGUGUCUGA